This is a messenger RNA of Peromyscus maniculatus bairdii (prairie deer mouse), 1022 nucleotides long. Its product is annotated as olfactory receptor 4C15-like. NCBI's taxonomy places the organism in Eukaryota, Metazoa, Chordata, Mammalia, Rodentia, Cricetidae. The record is from RefSeq and is a predicted model, not a curated record. Gene Ontology annotation, cellular component: membrane. Gene Ontology annotation, molecular function: olfactory receptor activity; G protein-coupled receptor activity. Gene Ontology annotation, biological process: G protein-coupled receptor signaling pathway.
GAACACAUCUUACUUUCACCAUCAUCUUGUGAACUAUGGAAAACCAGAGCUGUGUCACUGAGUUCAUAUUCUUGGGCCUUUUACAGAACUCAAAAGUUGAGAAAAUAUUGUUUGUUGUAUUUUCUUUGGUCUACCUUGCAACUAUUGGAGGCAAUAUGAUGAUUGUGGUGACCAUUAUCUACAGCCCUGCACUGCUGGGCUCCCCCAUGUACUUCUUCUUGAUAUUCCUGUCCUUACUGGAUGCAUGCACUUCUUCUACUGUCACACCCAAGAUGAUUGUAGACUUCUUCUAUGAGAGGAAGACCAUCUCCUUUGAAUGUUGCAUUACACAACUGUUUGCUGUCCACUUUUUCACUGGCGUAGAGGUGAUUGUCCUGGCAUCCAUGGCCUAUGACCGCUAUGUGGCCAUUUGUAAGCCCCUUCACUACUCUUCCAUCAUGAACCGGAGUCUCUGUGGACAUCUUGUGGUAGUUGCCUGGGCAGGAGGAUUCUUGCAUUCUAUUAUACAAAUUAUCUUCACUUUGCAGCUGCCCUUCUGUGGACCCAAUGUCAUUGAUCAUUACAUGUGUGACUUGUUCCCAUUACUGAAGCUUGCCUGUACUGACACACAUAUAUUUGCUCUUUUGGUGUUUGCCAACAGUGGGUCUAUCUGCAUCAUCAUCUUCUCUAUUUUGCUUGUCUCCUAUGGUGUCAUAUUGUACUCUCUGAGAGCCCACAGCUCUGAAGGGAAAUUUAAAGCUCUCUCCACCUGUGGAUCUCACAUUACUGUUGUGGUUUUGUUCUUUGUCCCAUGCAUAUUAACAUAUGCAAGACCAAUAUCUGCAUUCUCCUUUGAGAAAAAUGCUGUUGUAUUUACCACAGUCUUGACACCAUUGCUCAAUCCUAUGGUUUACACUUUCAGGAAUAAGGAAAUGAAGAGUGCCAUCAGGAAAAUGUGGAAUAAAUUAAUAGUGGUUUCUGACAGUUAUUAAAUAUUACCCUUAUUUUGUUGUGGAAAUAGAUCAGUGGGUAAGAGUACUUCA